Anopheles maculipalpis is the source of this 1203-nucleotide messenger RNA. RefSeq lists its product as uncharacterized. The coding region runs from base 17 to 1201 and encodes 394 amino acids. The transcript has a single exon. The record is from RefSeq and is a predicted model, not a curated record. Lineage: Eukaryota; Metazoa; Arthropoda; Insecta; Diptera; Culicidae.
CUUUCUAUGGCUAGUCAUGGGUCAUCUUAGCACCGUUGUGGUAGCCCUGCUGGGCACGUUUGCCAUUUGCCAUGCGGCUCCUGCAGCCAUUCUGCAGCCCGCCACCCAAUACUACCUGAUCCAACCACAACCAGCCACGCUCAAGAUCCAGCCGCAUCUGAUCCAACCGAUCCAGCAAUUGAAACUGGAGCCGAAGCAGUACGUCUACUAUUAUCCCUCGCUGCCGCUGGCCACCACCACCACCACCACUCACCAAUACACCGAGGGUAAGCCGAUCCGGUUGGUUACGCUGAAGCAAGAUGAGGGCAAUUGGUGGUCGUCGGUGUUUUCCUUCCUGCAGCCACCCUCCACCGAGAUGCCCACCUCUGAGGGCGAAAUGACUGAAGCGCCUCCGGCCGGUGAAGAGGGUGGUGCUGCUAAGGCUCCGGAAAAGAAGCUAAUGUUUAUGGCACCGGCCGAUGCUGAGAAGGGUCCGGAAACGCCUGCUUCGACGGCUGCACUCCCACAACCCCAGCGUUAUUACAUUCUCAGCGGAGCUCCUCAAUUCUAUGGCAACUUCGAUGCCCUGCAGAACCCACUCAGCCCGGUGUUUAGUCUGCAGCCACUGCAAGCUAUCCACGCUCGUGCCAACUCCGACAUUCAGGCCGAGGAUGGUCUGCAGCCCAAGUUUCAGGCACAGAUUGUGUCUUCGCUUGCUCCCAUUGCACCAGUUCCUGCCGCCGUACCUGCACAGUUGAAAAACGAUCUGCUCGAGUCGCAUCAGGAUAAGGAGCAGACCAUUGAUCGAGCCUGGGCACGAUCACUGGACGAUGAGCAGCAGCCGGAACAGCAGCAACAGCAACAGUUGAUGGUUAUGAUGGAGGACGAAGAAGAACCCGCCAUUGUGGUGCAAGGACGCUCAAAGUCUGGUGUCGAUGAGGAAGCUCCCGAGAUUCAACCAGUCAACCUGCGCGCGGCUGUUGAGGAGGAAAAGGAUGGCAAGCAGGAAGGUGUUCAGCGCAGUGUGAACGAUCCAGCCAUCGCCGCUGUUAAGCCUUCCGGUAUAGCAUUGGCCGGACGUGGUGGUGUGGCUGCCUCAGCACCCACCGGUACGGCGAUCGUUGGUAAGAAUGGUCUAGCGUUGGCUUCACCGUCGGCCACUUCCGUUGCAGGUAACUUCUUCGAUGAGGACGAGGACGAGGAAAAGAAGAAACCGCUGUAAGG